AUGGGGAAUUUAUUCGCAAAGGAAAAGUUAAAAAGUCUCUCUUUAAUUACCCUUCCUGGUGGAUGCGAUGGGUACGUGUGGACAGGAGAGUCUCUUCACCUGCGUGAGUCACCGCAGAAAAAAGAGAUCCGGCUUGAAGAAAGAAAGACAGAUGCAAAUAUGUAUGUGGCAAGCAAGGAGGGUGACACCGUGCUUAUAUACGGCCAGGUGGACAUGCAUCUGCAGCCCAUACUCUCAGACUUCUACAUUCCCAUGCCACAUGAGUCACUUACGUUCUACAAGGAAAUGGGCGAGAGAAUGGAAGGGAGCAUAACAACAGAGCUUGCAAAGUAUUUCAACAGGCACACCAGCAGCAAUGAAGUGCCUUUCUAUCCUGUUCCUGUGACCACUCUGUCAGGAGUCUUCAAAUACUAUAAUUUCAAGGAGUUUAAAAAUACGCAGAAAAGAAGGCAGUUAGUAAAAAAGAUUCGCAUAGAGGAAGAGGUUCCAGAAGCAGAUCCGGCGAUAGAGAAAAGUGUAAAAAAGCAGAUAGGUGUGCGGUAUGGUGAGUUCAAAGAGGUUCUUAUGCUUGCAUUCAAAAAGAGGCGGGUGUGGCCAAUUAAGGGCCUGGAGAAGUACUUUAAAGAGCACCAGAAAGACUUCCAGGCAUGGAAAUGGUCUUCUGUGAAAAAUAUUCUGGCAUGCAUUGCAUACACGUACUCCACAGGCCCAUGGAAGAAGCUAUGGGUGCAGUAUGGAUACAAUCCAACAAAAGACCAAGAGGCGUACAAGUAUCAAGUGUACAUGUGGAAGAAUGUGUCAAAGGCAUUUGUCAUCAUGGACAACCCAGAAGUCUAUGAGAAAAUCAAAGAAACCCCAGAGUUUACACAACGAGUAUUCUCAGCAAGAACAGGAUUUCUAACUGAUAAAGCCCUUGCGUACAUGCACAAGAAGUUCUCAGAGAUGGCAGUGCCAGAGCCAGAGAAGCCUGCAGAGCAGCCCGACUUAUUCCAUAGCAUGGACUUUGAAACACUUGAUAACUAG
Molecule: messenger RNA, 1023 nt
Organism: Nematocida ausubeli
Lineage: Eukaryota; Fungi; Microsporidia
Exons: 1
Coding region: 1-1023 (340 amino acids)
Biological process (GO): transcription initiation at RNA polymerase III promoter
Cellular component (GO): transcription factor TFIIIC complex
Source: RefSeq, a predicted model, not a curated record